This is a messenger RNA of Trematosphaeria pertusa, 1617 nucleotides long. Its product is annotated as 26S protease-like protein regulatory subunit 4. NCBI's taxonomy places the organism in Eukaryota, Fungi, Ascomycota, Dothideomycetes, Pleosporales, Trematosphaeriaceae. Gene Ontology annotation, molecular function: proteasome-activating activity; ATP binding; ATP hydrolysis activity. Gene Ontology annotation, cellular component: proteasome regulatory particle, base subcomplex. The coding region runs from base 178 to 1566 and encodes 462 amino acids. The transcript is spliced from 4 exons. The record is from RefSeq and is a predicted model, not a curated record. Gene Ontology annotation, biological process: proteasome-mediated ubiquitin-dependent protein catabolic process.
GCUCCGGACUGAAUCAGCUCGAUUCCGCUGGCGUCGCCAUUACAAACAACCCCAUCCGCCUUCCAUCGCCGUCGCCCAAACAACUCUCGUGCCAGCCGCCGCUGUAUCUGCACGCACCUUUCUUAUUGCUACGCCCUAAACCGCGCAAACUCCGGCUGCAUUCGCUGGUCGUGUGUCAUGGGCAAUCAGCAGUCCAGCACUGGGGGAGGCCCCGGCGGCGAUGACAAGAACAAGAAGGACAAGAAGGACAAGCCCAAGUACGAGCCUCCACCACAGCCCACGACGCGCAUCGGCAGGAAGAAGAAGAGGGCUGCGGGACCGAGCGCUGCCGCGAAGCUCCCGACCGUCUACCCGACCGCGCGAUGCAAGCUGAGAUACCUGCGGAUGCAGCGCAUCCACGACCAUCUGCUGCUGGAGGAGGAAUAUGUCGAGAACCAGGAGCGAAUUCGGAAGGCAAAGGCUGCCAAAGAGGGCCAGCCUGCCAGCGUCGGCGGCGACGCGGACGCGCUCGAUCGGAAUGCCGAUGAGCGGUCGCGGGUCGACGACAUGCGCGGCAGCCCCAUGGGCGUGGGGAACUUGGAGGAGCUUAUCGACGACGACCACGCUAUCGUUUCCAGCGCCACCGGCCCCGAAUACUACGUCUCCAUCAUGUCGUUUGUCGACAAGGACCUGCUCGAGCCCGGAGCGAGCAUUCUGCUGCACCACAAGUCGGUUUCGGUGGUCGGGGUAUUGACCGAUGACGCUGAUCCGCUUGUCUCGGUCAUGAAACUAGACAAGGCGCCCACCGAGUCGUAUGCAGAUAUUGGAGGGUUGGAGGCACAGAUUCAAGAAGUUCGUGAGGCAGUGGAGCUUCCGCUGCUACACCCUGAACUCUAUGAAGAGAUGGGUAUCAAGCCGCCGAAAGGAGUCAUCCUCUACGGUGCACCAGGAACGGGAAAGACACUUUUGGCGAAGGCUGUGGCAAACCAGACCAGCGCAACUUUCCUACGCAUCGUGGGGAGCGAGUUGAUCCAGAAGUACCUCGGCGACGGGCCCCGGCUCGUCCGACAGCUCUUCCAGGUUGCUGCUGAGCAUUCUCCUUCCAUCGUCUUCAUCGAUGAGAUCGAUGCUAUUGGCACGAAGCGCUACGAGUCAACAUCAGGAGGCGAGCGUGAGAUCCAGCGUACCAUGUUGGAGCUCCUCAAUCAGCUUGACGGUUUCGAUGAUCGCGGAGAUGUCAAGGUCGUCAUGGCUACGAACAAAAUCGAAACUCUUGACCCUGCUCUGAUCCGACCUGGUCGUAUUGACCGAAAAAUUCUCUUUGAGAAUCCGGAUCAGACAACAAAGAAGAAGAUCUUCACGCUCCAUACCUCCAAGAUGUCCCUCAAUGAAGAUGUCGAUCUCGACGAGUUCAUCAGCCAAAAGGACGACCUCUCUGGUGCCGACAUCAAGGCCAUCUGCUCGGAAGCUGGCCUGAUGGCUCUCCGUGAGCGCAGAAUGCGCGUGAACAUGGAGGACUUCCGCGCUGCCAGGGAGCGCGUGCUCAAGACCAAGAGCGAGGGUGAACCAGAAGGCUUGUACUUGUAAGAGAGCGCUGGGAAUCGUGGGCAUUAUGUAUCAGUAGAUGCGAAUGAUGCA